AUGGCGGCAUUACCCAUGGAAGAGGGAAGAGGUGUAAGGGAAAACGUGUUAAACAUAUGGAUUUACGGAUUAUCUACGGCCCAUCACGUGUGUGAUGAUGAUGAUAUGGAAAAAUUUUACGGAAUCAAAAUCUACAGCAUUUACGAACACAUUGAACUACGAGAUGCAAGAAUUAAAAUUAAAAAGGAUGAAGAUGGUAACAAAUUUACGCUAUGGCUGAGACAGUAUUCUCCAUCUAUAAUAUCAGAUAAUUUAAUUUCUUUAUCAAGUGAACUUGUAGCAGAUGAUUCAGUAAAUUGCUAUAAAUCAAGAGAAAUUAGCGAGAAAUCCUUGGAUAAAUUACUUACCGACAAUGUAACAUUUGGAUGA
Molecule: messenger RNA, 369 nt
Organism: Psylliodes chrysocephalus
Lineage: Eukaryota; Metazoa; Arthropoda; Insecta; Coleoptera; Chrysomelidae
Source: the annotation of a GenBank genome assembly